UCUUCUUUUGGUUUUGCAGGACGGUCUUCAUGGCGCAAAUGGCUGAAAGAGAAAGCCGCUCCAGAUCCAGGAGUGCAGCUUUCACCCAGACAGCAGUUCAGGACACAGAGACACGGGACGCUUCUGGUGGGCUUCCUGGUUAUUUGGCUCCUCUGUCCUCUCUUUUGGCCGAUUCAGUGUCCACAGAUCAGAGGAAGAGGAAGAGGAAGCAGCAAACGGCGUCCACCUCGUCUAGGAGACCUGCCAAACGCUCUCGCAGAGACCAAUAUGCCAAGGGCCCGUUGCUGGGACGAGGCGGAUUCGGCUCUGUGUUUGCUGGGAUCCGCAGGUCUGAUGGACUGCCAGUGGCCAUCAAGUACGUGUCUAAAGAGCCGACGGACACCAGACUGAAAGUUGACGGUCAGGGUCGUCUGCCGCUGGAGGUGGCGUUGAUGACCCGCGUCUCUUCAGCUCCUGUCUGCCCCAGUGUCCUGCAGCUGCUGGACUGGUUUGACCAUCGCAGACGCUACGUCCUGAUCCUGGAGCGUCCGGCUCCUUGCCAAGAUCUCCAGAGUUUCUGUGAGGAGAACGGCUGUCUGGACGAGCCUCUGGCCAAGAAAGUGCUGGUGCAGCUGAUCGCGGCGCUGAAACACUGCGAGAGCCGCCGCGUCCUGCACCGAGACGUCAAGCCAGAGAACCUGCUGAUCUCCACAGACUCACACGACAUCAAGCUGCUGGACUUCGGCUGUGGAGAUCUAAUGAAGGACUCGGCCUACAGAUACUUUGCAGGCACUCCAGCUUUUGCUCCUCCUGAGUGGUUUCGGCAUCAUCGCUAUCAUGCCUCUCCACUGACAGUCUGGUCUAUCGGCGUGACUCUCUACAACAUCCUGUGCGACUGUUUCCCCUUCAGAGGCGCACGGAGGGUCACGUCCAAAAGCAGACUGCACUUCCCGAGAAAGCUGUCGACAGAUGCAGCGAUGACGGUUUACACUGAAGCCACACCUGAACAAUUGCAACAGCAGGGCAUCCUGUAUGAUGUCAUCACUUUUACUGAGGAGUAGAAACACAACACACACAUUAUUUAUUAACAACAUCAACACACACACAGACAGAAAAAUAUUUGAAGCUCAUCUCAGCUCCAAAUGAGUAUCACAAACUGCGCUGAUCAUACGUAACACAGACUUCUUCCAGAAUCAUCAGUCAUUUAUAAGGUGAAUGUACAGUUAGAUCCUCUCAGAAUAUGUUUUAUGCCUUUGUAAAUAUUUAAAGAAAUUUAUCAUUGUGUUCCCACAAUGUUUAGCCUUGUAAAGGAAAAGAAAUAUGAAUAGAGAAUCCUGUAUUUAAGAAGAAAAAUGGACAUGUUGCCGUGUAUGCUGCUUUAAUGACAGUCUGUAUAUAACAGUAUGCUGGAGGAUUAACGUCAUAUUGCUAUGAAACAGUUCCUAGCUGUAGCUAAAAUGCUUAUAAAGAAGGUUUUGGUCGUUUGCUGUUUCAUCUUUAGCUUCUUCAUUUUUACAGAUAUGUCUUUCUUUAAACAUGGCUACAGACAGGAACUUUAAAUGCAAACCAAAUCAAUCAAAACCUCUUUAUCUGAAUCUAACACUGAUUUUCUUGCAUUAGUUUUGCUAUAAUAUUGUACAAUUCUGGUUUUACAAAGCUGUUGUCUGCUGCAUAUGAUGUAAUAAUAUUUAUACUUGUGUACAUAUUGAUUUUUGCCUAUUCAGUGCCUUAUGCAUGUAUUUUUAAGUUGCGUCUGAAAGUUCAGAUCAGUUUUUACCUUUUUGUACAUUCACUAUCAAAUAUUCAUCAACUUUUUAUUUUUAUAAAUGAUGUUCCAUUUUAAAGCUACUAAGACAAAGACAUCUGAACUACACUAUUCAGCUAGGGUCAUCUACAAUUAAUUCAGUCAAAAGUCUUGAUGGUCAGCUGUCCUUUAUUGGUCACAUAACCUGCAUGAUUGUGCAAGCUUUGUUUUCUUUCAAUAAAAUUAGAAGGAUCAGA
Danio rerio (zebrafish) is the source of this 1980-nucleotide messenger RNA. The record is from RefSeq and is a predicted model, not a curated record. Lineage: Eukaryota; Metazoa; Chordata; Actinopteri; Cypriniformes; Danionidae.